GCGAGUUUGUGUUGAAGUUUGAAAGAGUGUUAACGAGAGUCGGAUUGUAGUGAAUGUGCGCUCACUCUGUGGCAAAUGAGUCGAGUCUACAGUCUAUACACUGUAGUGAAUCUCACAGUCAUAUGAAUACAGUAUAGCCCACAGUAUUACACACUAUUAGACACUAAUCACUAAUUCAAUGAACAUUUGGUGUAUUUGUUAGCAUUGAUUCACACAUUACGACCACAUUAUCACAUUAUCAUUACGACGGUCGUGGCCACCACUCCAACACACAGUGAUCGCACCAACAGACAUCGUCUCAAUCGUGACCAAUGCGUGAAUACAAGAUAGUAGUUCUGGGCUCCGGAGGUGUGGGCAAGAGUGCACUGACGGUUCAGUUCGUUCAGGGCAUUUUCGUCGAGAAGUACGACCCGACCAUCGAAGACAGUUACCGCAAACAAGUGGAAGUCGAUGGACAGCAGUGUAUGCUCGAGAUACUGGACACCGCGGGCACUGAACAGUUCACAGCCAUGAGGGACCUGUACAUGAAGAAUGGACAGGGAUUUGUGUUGGUCUACUCGAUUACAGCGCAGUCCACUUUCAACGACUUACAGGACUUAAGGGAACAGAUUCUGAGAGUGAAGGACACCGACGACGUGCCUAUGAUUUUGGUGGGAAAUAAGUGUGAUUUGGACGACGAAAGGGUAGUGGGGAAGGACCAAGGUGCCAACCUAGCAAGGUCGUUCAACAACUGCGCGUUCCUCGAGUCGUCGGCCAAAGCCAAGAUCAACGUGAAUGAGAUCUUCUACGACUUGGUCCGACAGAUCAAUAGGAAGAACCCGGAGAAGAAGCAACGGCCGCCUCGGAAACCUCGAUGUGUUUUGUUGUAAUUAAGUUAAGAAAUUAAUUCUACAGAUAUUUAAAUGCUUUUAGAGUCCAUUCAAACGGAUAACCGAUAAAUGAAAGUAUAAAACAAUUGAUUGCCUGUAAAAUCAUUUCCCGUUUUGAGCCAAU
This is a messenger RNA of Oppiella nova, 993 nucleotides long. Lineage: Eukaryota; Metazoa; Arthropoda; Arachnida; Sarcoptiformes; Oppiidae. The record is from the annotation of a GenBank genome assembly.